Molecule: messenger RNA, 1359 nt
Organism: Penicillium manginii
Lineage: Eukaryota; Fungi; Ascomycota; Eurotiomycetes; Eurotiales; Aspergillaceae
Product: fungal specific transcription factor domain-containing protein
Exons: 1
Coding region: 1-1359 (452 amino acids)
Biological process (GO): DNA-templated transcription
Cellular component (GO): nucleus
Molecular function (GO): DNA binding; zinc ion binding
Source: RefSeq, a predicted model, not a curated record
AUGGCGACAUCAAAAGCAUGGUUGCAUAUCGGACUAGCUGUGCGCAUGGCACAAACCCUGCGCAUGCGAAAUGAAUACAGUGGACGGCAUAUACCACGCAAACGCGAGAUUCGGAGACGAACAUUCUGGGCCUGCAUCAUCUUUGAUCGCCUCGUUGCAUACUGCACAUUUCGAACGCAAACUAUUGACUUAGCACUAGUCGGUCUACAUCUUCCCUGCAGCGAUAUCACCUUUGCCUUUGGACACGACUGCCCAGGCCCCAAGGUUCAUGAGCUCGGGUCUCAGCUCGAUCAAGAUGAUGGAAAGUCGACUCUUUCUUAUUUCGUCAAAACAUUUCUUCUCUGGUCACCCAUCGCACAAGCGUAUGUCGAUGGAGGCCGCCGAGUUUCUCCAUCUUCUCUUUACGACCCUUCAAGCAAACACUGGCAGAACCAGGCAGCUAUCAAGAGCUGGCUGGAGGGCUUACCGGAAGAUUUAAAGUGGUCUGAAAAUAAUUUAAAAGCCUACCAGUCCCUUGGAAAGCUGUCGCAUUUCACGAGCAUGCACUUCCUGACUCAACACGCCUUAUUCUUGGCACAUCAUGAGCAUCUUCCGCAGCUCGAAGAUUUACCUUCUGACACUUCAAGUACUGCGAUAGUAUCCGAUGAGACCAAUCCAGACACAAUCGCGAUUUGUAUGGCCGGUGCCAACUGCGUCAUCAAUAUGCUACAGCUGAUCGAUGCGGUCGUGCCAGAAUUUCGAAGCACACCGCCAGGCAUUUGCAGUAUAAUACCAAUAGUGACCACCGCAAGUGUGCUGCUAUGGUUUCAAUAUCUGAGUCCGCUUGCGUCUAGCUUCGUGCAGUCCUCACAAAGUGAUGUUCACCGGGCCAGGUCAGAUGUUGAUUAUUUGCUUUCACUGUUGGAUGGCUGGUCCAGGAGUUGGGUUUUAGCAAAAGCUUUUGCAAGUUCGAUCAGGCUAUUGGAGGAUUAUUAUCAGUCAAAGUAUGGACGUGCGAUAUGCGACCUCGCAGCCCCCAACAUGCACACAUCACACAACCAGUCAUCAAGAGAUCCAGUAAAUGGUACAGAGUCAGUGGCAGCAUCUCCAACUCCGCUCUGCGAUGGAGACGGAUUCCCGGAGAUUACCGGAAUCCCCCAGGCAACUUACUAUAAAGUCCGACUCAUUACUGGUUUGGUUUUAGAGCAACCCGAGCUGUGCAAGAAAUUUCUCCACAUCUUUGGAGACCAUGGGGUAGAGUCUACUGAACAGGAAUUUCAUUCUUGGGACAAUGAUAUUGAUUUUUCUUGGAUAAACGAUAUGGAUUUGCUAGCUGACUCUCCGUUUUGGCCAGAUUCUGCGCUACAGUUAGAACAAUAA